AUGGCAUCCCUCGGUGUUGGUCGCAAGCACAAAGUCACGGUGGUCGGCUCCGGCAACUGGGGCACCACCAUGGCUAAGCUAGUCGCCGAGAACGUCAAGGAGAACCCCUCUUUGUUUGAAGAAACAGUGCAGAUGUGGGUGUUUGAGGAGGAGUACACAAUCCCAAAGGAUUCGCGUCACUACAACGGCUCGGACCAGCCUGAGAAGCUUUCCCAGCUCAUCAACAGGGUCCAUGAGAACGUCAAGUAUCUCCCAAACAUCACGCUCCCACCCAACGUCAUUGCCAACCCCGAUCUCCCCGAUUCGUGCAAGAACUCUACGAUACUCAUCUUUGUGCUGCCCCAUCAAUUCAUUGCGCGUUCAUGCCAGCAACUGGUCGGAAAGAUCCUCCCCUAUGCGCGAGCCAUCUGCUGCACAAAGGGUGUGGAUGUCAGUGAAAAGGGCAUCCGCUUGAUGUCAGAGACGAUUGGCAUGACGCUCAACAUCUACUGCGGUGCUUUGUCGGGUGCGAACAUUGCAUCUGAGAUUGCCCAGGAGAAGUACUCCGAGACUACGGUGGCAUACGACCCGCCACCGCUAGACUCGCGCCAUCCCACCCCAAGUGGUUCACCCAACGCUUCUCAGGUUGACCUAACUGCUCACGUCGACCUGAUUGACCCUAGCAAGUCAAAGCCCAGCAAGCGCUCUGCGCAUCUGACUGCUCUACCCAACGAGUACCCGCCUCUGUCGCACGAAAACGUCCGCAAGCUCUUCCACCGCCCCUAUUUCCAUGUACACAUUGUCAACGACGUCGCAGGUGUCUCACUCGGCGGUGCUCUGAAGAAUAUCAUCGCCCUUGCAGCAGGCUUUGUGGACGGUCUGGGAUGGGGCGACAACGCUAAAGCCGCUGUUAUGCGUGUUGGCAUCCUGGAAAUGGUCAGGUUCGGCAAGGCCUUUUUCGGAGAGAGUGCGCGCACUAGCACAUUCACCGAGGAAAGCUGCGGUGUUGCUGACGUUGUGACAUCAUGCAUGGGUGGACGAAACUUUCGUUGCGCAAAGAUGGCUGUCCAGCGCGGCAAGCCUAUUGACGAGAUUGAGCAGACAGAGCUUAAUGGGCAGAAGCUGCAGGGUACUAGCACUGCCUACGAGGUCAAUGAAUUCUUGAAGGCCCAGGGUAUGGAGGACGACUUUCCCCUGUUCACCGCCGUCUACAACAUUCUCGAGGGCAAGAACAAGCCUGAGGAUAUCCCUCAGCUCAUCGAGAAGAAGCCGUAA
Molecule: messenger RNA, 1254 nt
Organism: Bipolaris oryzae ATCC 44560
Lineage: Eukaryota; Fungi; Ascomycota; Dothideomycetes; Pleosporales; Pleosporaceae
Exons: 2
Coding region: 1-1254 (417 amino acids)
Biological process (GO): glycerol-3-phosphate catabolic process; carbohydrate metabolic process
Cellular component (GO): nucleus; glycerol-3-phosphate dehydrogenase (FAD) complex; cytosol
Molecular function (GO): glycerol-3-phosphate dehydrogenase [NAD(P)+] activity; NAD binding
Source: RefSeq, a predicted model, not a curated record